GCAUAGUCCUUCCUGGCGAGAUGGUUCUAGUCUUAGGAAGGCCUGGGAGUGGAUGCACGACAUUCUUACGUACAAUUGCGAACGAAAAGCUUGCUCCUCUCCAGAUCACAGGGGCGAGGCACUACAGUGGGUUCGCAGGAUCUUCUUUCGCAAAAGCUUUUCCAGGAGAGACAUCAUUUUGUGCUGCGGGAGAUCUCCAUAUUCCAUCUCUGACGGUCCAACAAACGCUUCGAUUCGCAAUGGAUCUAAUCAAUCCGCACAGUAGCAACAACAUGAAGAAGGAAAUUAUUUCUUCUUUGCUUGAUAUUUUCAAGCUCGGUCACGCCCAAGACACCCUGGUUGGAGAUGCUAAUGUGCGCGGGCUCUCCGGAGGCGAGAGAAGGCGGGUUUCACUUGCAGAGUCCUUGAUAGCUCGCGCCAUGGUCAUAUGCUUGGAUAACCCGACCUUAGGCUUAGAUGCUGGCUCUGCCGCAAGAUUCAUCCGGGCUUUGCGGAUCACGACGCGGACGUACGAAUCAUCAGCUUUUGUAUCCCUAUACCAAGCAUCUGACAUCCUGUAUGAUUGCUUCGACAAGGUGCUACUGAUGGAAGCUGGCCACCAGCUGUAUUUCGGGUCAGCUCAAGAUGCGACAUCUUUCUUCGAGGUUCAGGGGUUUCAAAGAGUACCUGGCCAGUCCAAGGCAGAUUUUCUCACAGCAUGUAUUGAUCCUAGACACAGGCAUGUUUCCGAGUCCGAACACACGGCUCGAUUAAGGCAUUCCUUCCUCGCUUCUCAACAUAACAUUUCUCUUCAAGAGAGACUAAACGCAGCACUGCAACCAAUCAAUCUAUCCACCGAACGUCAGCAGCUCGAGCGAUUUACACGAAAUGGGCCCACAUCGGUUUGGAAGCCCAGAUUUACUCAGAAGGCAUCGUUCUGGAUCCAGGUCACGGCAUUGGCGAAAAGACAUUGGCUUUUGAAGGCCCAGCAGCGCUUCAAUGUAGCAUUCAAGAACUUCACCGCCUUGGUAGUUGCUUUAUUGCUCGGUUCUACAUAUUGGCAAUUGCCCCAGACAUCGAGUGGUGCAUUCACCCGAGGCGGCGUGGUUUUCACCUCCUUGCUUUUCACAUCCUUCACAGCUUUCGUAGAGCUUCCUGUCACCAUCCUGGGCCGUUCUGUAUUGUACAAGCAGAGAUCUCUGCAGUUCUACAGAGCUAGUGCGCUUCCACUUGGGCAAUUGCUGGUUGAUGUUCCGAUGGCAGCAGCUGAGAACUUGCUUUUUACCGUCGUAGUUUACUUCAUGGCUGGCCUUGAGCGAUCGGUUGAGGCUUUCUUCACAUUCUAUCUUUUCAUUGUCCUUGGCCAAACUUGCAUGACGGUCUUUUUCCGAACAUUGGGCUCGCUAUCCCGUAGCCUUGACAUUGCGCUACGCCUGGCUGGUAUCAUCAUCAUGCUCAUGAUUUUGUCUUCUGGCUACAUGGUACCAUAUAAAGAUCAACGUCCUUGGCUAAGCUGGUUCUACUGGCUCAACCCAAUACGCUAUGCGUUCAGUGGAAUGAUGAUUAAUGAGUUCAAGGUUAUGACCAUGGUCUGCCAGGGCUCUCAAAUAAUACCAAAUGGCCCAGGCUAUACGUUGUUAGAAAACAAAGCUUGCACUCUUGCGGGAUCUAUUCCCGGGACAGCCGAGAUUCCUGGGAUGGCAUACCUAAAGCUGACAUUUGGCUUCCGCCGAGGAGACCUGUGGAUCAGCGUCUGCAUUCUGAUCAUAUUCGUUCUCGGGUCUUUGCUGGCCAAUUUUAUCAUCAACGAAUUUAUCUCUUUUGAAACAUCGAAAGGUCACGACAGAAUGUCCAAAGGGAAAAGGAAGGUCAAAACAGAGGAUCGAGAGAGCGCUGUCGGUGCGGUCCACGCUGUCGCAAAGCCAAAGUCAGAGGAGUCGAUAACAUGGGAGAGAAUCAACUACACUGUUGCACUGAAGAAAGGCACUUCGAAGCAGAUUCUCCAUGACAUAUCAGGUCAUUGUAGGCCAGGAAAGCUACUGGCACUUAUGGGACCAUCCGGAGCAGGAAAGUCCACCCUACUCGAUGUUUUAGCGCAAAGGAAAAAUAAAGGCGUCAUUCAAGGCCAAAUCAAGAUCAGUGGCAUUCCGAUCGAAUCACAGAUGCAAGCAAAGAUCGGCUAUUGUGAGCAACUUGAUAUCCUUGACCCAUAUCAAACUGUUCGGGAAGCACUCACGUUCUCGGCUAUGCUUCGAAGUUCUUCACAUACGUCUGAGGAUGGAGAAUCCUCACAUAUAGAGAAUAUCAUGGAACUCUUGGGGCUGCAAGACGUUGCUGAUUUCCUGAUUGGACUUGCACCGAGCGGGCUAUCGGUAGAAAUGCGAAAGCGGCUCUCCAUUGGAAUAGAGCUGGUCGCGAAGCCUGAUCUGUUGUUUCUGGAUGAACCUACGAGUGGACUUGAUUCACAGUCCGCUAUGAACAUUUUACACUUCCUGCGGACGCUGGCGGAUACUGGUCAAGCAAUAAUUUGCACGAUUCAUCAACCAAGUUCGGCACUUUACCAGCAAUUUGAUGAUUUACUGCUCUUGCAUCAUGGCCGUACAGUCUUUAGAGGGCCUGCUCCUGAUGCAGCAGAUUAUUUUGCGUGGGCUGGUUUUCCCCCUCCGAGCGACGCCAAUAUCGCAGAAUUCAUGAUGCAGACGCUCACCAGCGAUGGGGAACGGGCGCAAACUCCUGAAGAGUGGCAGAAGCUCUGGAAGGGCUAUUCGACGGUUAAACAGAACCACCCGCAUACUGGACUCAGUAAUAUGAACAUAGAAAGCCAAGAUCCAGUCAAACAACCUAGUAGUUCAAGAUAUCAGAUUUCAUUUCUAUUUCAGCUACGUAUCGUUACUCGGAGAACUUUUUUAUCUUCCUUCCGGCAGCCAGGCUACAAUGGGACGAGACUCUUCAAUCAUAUUAUGAUUGCACUGCUGACAGGACUCGCCUAUCUCAAUAUCGGAGACUCAUAUGCAGAUAUUCAGUAUCGAAUCUUCGUCAUCUUUCAGAUCACCGUCUUACCUGCCUUGAUUCUUGCACAGGUGGAGCCGCGUUUCGAAGCUGCGAGAGUUUUGUUUUUUAAAGAGGAUUCUGCUCGCAUGUACUCCAAGGCGGUAUUCGUUACCUCCAUGGUACUGUCAGAGAUCCCUAUUAGCAUCAUAUGUGCCUCAUUAUUUUUCGUCGUACUGUACUUUCCGGUGAAUUUCAGUCGCAAUCCAUCGGCCGCCGGGUAUCAGUUUCUCAUCAUUUACCUUACGGAACAAUUCUCUGUUGUGCUUGGCCAGGCCAUUGCAGCACUCACACCAUCUUCAUACACCGCUUCAUUGAUGACACCCUUCUUACUCAUCGUCUUCUCACUUUUCUGUGGAGUGACGAUUCCUCCUCCAAACAUACCACCAUUCUGGAAGUGGCUCUAUCAUCUCAAUCCUUUGACCUAUCUGGUUGGGGGCAUGAUCGAGACCGAGCUACACGACCGUCCAGUCCGUUGUGCCCAGAGCGAGUUGAGCAUCUUUGAACCACCUAGCGGUCAAACAUGCUGGGAGUAUGCAUCCUAUUGGCUUAAGGAGAGCAAAGGGUAUUUAUCCAACCCCAACGCCACUUUUGCUUGCUCUUACUGCCCUUUUUCCCGAGUGGAGGAUUUCGCUGCCCAGUUUGACUUGCUUUGGGCUCACAGAUGGCGCGAUCUUGGUAUUCUAGCUACCUUUGUCUUCAGUACCUUGGUCAUACUUUUCAUAUCAGCAACGUGA
Messenger RNA from Aaosphaeria arxii CBS 175.79, 3764 nucleotides. RefSeq lists its product as uncharacterized. The transcript is spliced from 4 exons. The record is from RefSeq and is a predicted model, not a curated record. Gene Ontology annotation, biological process: transmembrane transport. Lineage: Eukaryota; Fungi; Ascomycota; Dothideomycetes; Pleosporales. Gene Ontology annotation, cellular component: membrane. Gene Ontology annotation, molecular function: ABC-type transporter activity; ATP binding; ATP hydrolysis activity. The coding region runs from base 21 to 3764 and encodes 1247 amino acids.